CACUGACUCCUGCUUCAACCCCUACCGUCUCUCUUCCACUCUCCCCCUUUCUCUAUCUCCAUCUGGUUUAUUUAUUUCACAUUCCCCCAUUUCCUCAAUCUCCCGAAUCCUUGUCUUCCCAUCCUCUCCAUUUCUCUCGCAUGGUGACCAAUUAGCCGCCAACAUUCCCUAACCACUCUGCAAUGUUGAAGCUAUCAUUCUCACCUGUCCGCAUUUUCAUCUUCCUCUUCGUUAUCUCUUUCCUCUUCUCUGCGUGGUUGCUUCCUUCCACCGCCCUUCCCCUCUCCGACUCGGAUCAGCCGCUUCUUGCAAACGCUACUCUCCAGUCCAAUAACGUAUCCAGUCCGAGGAAUAAGGAGGGUAGUUUUGCAGACAUAAUUGAUCGUGCUUUGGAGAAUGAGUUCAAGGACAAUGACCAGAAUGAAGAAAUUGAUUCAGGAAGCUUCAACAACAGCGUAGCAGAGAAGCAGGCAAUUCUGGAGACUGUGGCAAGGGUAAAGUCAAAGAAAAAUGAUACGAAAGAGGAAAAGUUUCAGCUUCAAAAUGUUUUCAAUUUGGACAAUGAUAAUAGAGCUGAAGAUACUCCUACAUUGAUUGAUCGAAAGGAUAAUGUGUUUAUCAUAUCUAACUUCAAGUCUAAAUAUCCAGUGCUACAACUAGACUUGAGAUUGAUCUCAGACUUGGUUAUCGUAAUUGUCUCUGCAACCUGUGGUGGCAUUGCCUUCGCCUGUGCUGGACAACCAGUUAUAACUGGAUACCUCCUAGCAGGAUCUAUUAUUGGACCUGGAGGAUUUAACUUUGUCAGUGAAAUGGUGCAAGUUGAAACGGUAGCUCAAUUUGGUGUAAUUUUUCUUCUUUUUGCACUGGGGUUGGAGUUUUCAACAACUAAGCUUCGAGUUGUUCGUGCAGUUGCUGUUCUUGGUGGCUUGCUCCAAAUUUUUCUAUUUAUAUGCCUCAGUGGGAUCACAGCCUCGUCAUGCGGUGGGAGUGCUUCUGAAGGAGUAUUUGUUGGAGCAUUCCUAUCAAUGUCCUCAACAGCAGUGGUUCUGAAGUUUUUGAUGGAAAAGAACUCGACUAAUGCUCUUCAUGGACAAGUCACAAUUGGCACCCUUAUCUUGCAGGACUGUGCUGUUGGGUUAUUGUUUGCUUUGCUUCCAGUAUUAGGUGGGAAUUCUGGUAUUCUUAAAGGAGUGAUGUCCAUGAGUAAAGUGUUGGUGAUCUUGGUUACUUUUUUGGUUGUUUUGUCAAUUUUAUCCCGUACAUGUGUUCCUUGGCUUUUAAAGUUGAUGAUAAGUCUAUCAUCACAGACCAAUGAACUCUAUCAAUUAGCGUCAGUGGCGUUCUGCUUGCUUGUAGCGUGGUGUAGUGAUAAGUUAGGGCUAAGUCUAGAAUUGGGUUCCUUUGCUGCUGGAGUGAUGAUAUCGACAACUGAUCUUGCUCAACACACACUUGAACAAAUAGAGCCUAUAAGGAACCUUUUUGCGGCCCUUUUUCUUGCCAGCAUUGGAAUGCUGAUCCACGUUCAGUUUUUGUGGAACCAUGUUGAUAUAUUACUAGCAGCUGUUAUACUGGUGAUAAUUGUAAAAACAAUUGUAAUUAGCACAGUGGUGAAGGGAUUUGGAUAUAACAACAAGACAUCAGUUUUGGUUGGAAUGUCACUGGCUCAGAUUGGAGAGUUUGCUUUUGUUCUUCUCAGCCGUGCUUCUAAUCUUCAUCUAGUUGAGGGGAAAUUGUAUCUACUGCUUAUUGGGACCACAGCUCUCAGUCUGGUGACAACUCCUUUUCUUUUCAAGCUGAUACCAGCUGUCGUGCAUUUAGGCGUGCUAUUGCGAUGGUUCUCUCCAGAUAGUCUCGUUGAGAUUGGAUUUAAAGGAGACAUCAUCCGCUCAGACAGUGUAAAGCAGCGGGCAAUGUUGAUAGUCCAGGGACCUCAUGAUUCAUGACAGUGAUACUCUGAUUGUAUGUCAAUUGAAAAUGAAACAUCAGUUUCUGCUGGAGGAGUCAAAUUCUGGGCUGCUCAUCAUCCCCCAUGUGCAAGUGAAGUCGAUUGAGCCAAUCUGUAUAUUUCAUGUUUUUCUAGCAUCAUAUAAAAGCGUGUCCAGAAUCAUUUUUUGUUACACUCAACUGACCUUUAGAUAUGGAAAAAUCAGAUAGAGGAACUGUGGGGCCAGUACUGUAGAGGAACUACUAUUGUAUUUGUCUUCACUAUGACCUGAUUCUUUGUAAAAUGUAUUAUAGUUUGGAUAUUUAUAAUGAAAUUGGUACCCUCCAAAAUGAUCA
Molecule: messenger RNA, 2280 nt
Organism: Cucurbita moschata (crookneck pumpkin)
Lineage: Eukaryota; Viridiplantae; Streptophyta; Magnoliopsida; Cucurbitales; Cucurbitaceae
Product: K(+) efflux antiporter 6
Exons: 20
Coding region: 183-1943 (586 amino acids)
Biological process (GO): proton transmembrane transport; potassium ion transmembrane transport
Cellular component (GO): membrane
Molecular function (GO): potassium:proton antiporter activity
Source: RefSeq, a predicted model, not a curated record